Anastrepha obliqua is the source of this 1565-nucleotide messenger RNA. RefSeq lists its product as uncharacterized. The coding region runs from base 356 to 1465 and encodes 369 amino acids. Lineage: Eukaryota; Metazoa; Arthropoda; Insecta; Diptera; Tephritidae. The record is from RefSeq and is a predicted model, not a curated record. The transcript is spliced from 2 exons.
AUUUGAUCAACAUUUAUUAUUGUAUGGUAGUUCGUUCUGAACGUUUCGAUAUUUUAUAGUUUGACUCGUUUAUUAUGGCAAAUAUUCAGCAAGGUACUUUGUCAAAUAUAAAAAAUAAAGAUUUGGUGUAUACAUGGAUUUCAUUGCCCAAAAAACAAAGGAAAAAUAAGUUAGUUGAAAAGGUUCUAAACCUAAUGAGACUUCAGACUGUCACGAAAGCAACUAAGUGGGAAUUUGAAAAAUCUGUUGGCAUUUUCUGUAGAAAAAUAAAUAUUAAAUGGCAAAAAAAUUUUCGCAGAAAAGAAGAGUUUUUAGCCAAAGAAAGCAAAUGGCUGAACUCUGAAAUACAAUAUAUAUGACCUCAUCACUAAAAGCUAUUUUAAGAAAACCAGCUGUUCCAGGUAACACUUUGACAGAACAAAGCACUUCUCGUGGAAGACCUUAUGUAGCUUUUGGGGAGUCAAGUGAGAAGACUAAAAAGAGGCGAAUUGAAGAACUGGUCUUAAAAUACACCUUGGAGGAGCUUUCUUUUGCGGUAAAAGAAUUAUCUAAAAAAAGUAAUAGUCAGGUUGAGUUUAAGGAGUUCAAAAAACAUUCUUUGACUUUACAGGAAACUUUAGCGCUUUAUCUUCAGUUAGAUCUUUCUCAGAGAAAAUAUAACUUACUUAGAUCAAUUAUUAAUAGUGUGCAUUCAGAAUUUUUACCUAGCAUCUAUAAACUGCGACAGUUUCGAGACAGUUUAUUACCAAAAGAUAUUAUAAACACAGUACAAGGAUCUGAAAUAAAUCUACAACAACUUCUUGAUUAUACAUUAAAAAGCAUUUUAAAAUCAAUAUUAGACAAAGAAUAUAUAAAAAGUGAAACUUUAACACUGACAUGUAAAUACGGAUUCGAUGGAAGCUCUGGGCAUAGCACCUACAAACAAGUAUUUAGCUCCACAGAAAUGACUGACGAAUAUUUAUUUUUAGUUGCUAUGUCACCCCUUAACUUGUCAGAUGAAAAAGGUUAUAUUUUUUGGAAUAAUCCUCGCUCUUCGUCAAAAUUUUUCUGUCGACCAAUUAAAUUUAUUUUUGUUAAAGAAAAUUCCUAUUUAGUUAAAACAGAAGUCUUGAGACUGCAGCAAGAAAUAAACGAUUUAAAACCUAUAAUUAUAAAUUUUCAAAACAAAAAUUACACUGUAAAUUUUAAAUUUCACUUUACAAUGCUUGAUGGAAGUUGCAUUAAUAUCUUAUCAGAGACUAAUUCUACUCAAACUUGCUUCAUUUGUGGAGCUACACCAAAACAAAUGAAUACAAAAGAAGUUCUUAAACGACCAGUUAAAAUCGAAAAUUUUAAUUUUGGGAUGUCAUCUCUUCAUUCGUGGAUCCGUAGCUUCGAAUGUUUAUUACGUAUUGCUUAUAGGCUUUCUUUUAUAAGCUGGCAAGUAAAAGGCACAGAAAAAAAAUUUCAGAUAGUGACUAACUAAAUAAUUUUCUUUUUCUUCCUUUCCUAUGUUAAGUAUAUUUUUUUGUACUACUGAAAAAAAUUUUUUGUUUUUAUUAUUUAAAGUUGAUUAUAUAAAGUUG